This is a messenger RNA of Angiostrongylus costaricensis, 1612 nucleotides long. NCBI's taxonomy places the organism in Eukaryota, Metazoa, Nematoda, Chromadorea, Rhabditida, Metastrongylidae. The record is from the annotation of a GenBank genome assembly.
CAUUCAGUGGAACAUCGGCAAGUGUUCUCAGUACGCCAACUGCGAGCACGUCAACUGCAACUCGGUUGCGCAGAAGUACAGGAACAGUGAAAAAGAUGUCAUGCAUUUAAUAUCACAGAUACCGGCCAGUUGUACCGAUAAUGAGUGUUUUCACAAAAGAUUUCGAAGUAUCGAUGGAACAUGCAAUAAUCUGGAGCAUCCUAUAGUCGGAGCUGCAUUUACACCUUACAUUCGUCUACUCCCAAGUGUAUAUGGUGACGGAUUCAACAGCAUCACCGAUACGCUCUACGCAGUGAAGAAGGGGAUGCCACUUUGGUUUUCAGGCGGUCGUCUCGACCGACGACCAAAUCCACGCGAGGUGUCGAUGUUUCUGCUCUCAACAGGGAGCACUAUACCUGGCCCAGCAAACAGCUUGCUGAUGCAGUUCGGACAGUUUAUCUCUCACGAUUUCACAAGAAAUGCGCUGGAAAACACGUGCACGUGCCAGUCUGCCUCUGACCAACGUUGUGCAAACGUGCCACGACCUGCUAGUGACAGGAGAACUGAACGCUGUGUGUCAUUCUCACGUUCGUUCCCUGUUUGCCAAACGGGCAUCGCUAAUCGCUCUCGCGAACAGUUGAAUGAGAACACAGCAUACAUAGACGGCAGUGUUGUUUAUUCUUCAGAAGCUGUGACGCUGCAAACCUUAAGAACUGGUGCCAUGUUGAAAACAAAUAUUGUUAAUGGUUUCAUCUUUCCGCCGAACAAUGGACGAGAUUCAAUGACUGUUGGCGACGAUCGGAGUACCCUCUUCGUUGGAUUGGCAGCAAUGCAUACCACGUUUCUCCGCCUCCACAACAAUAUUGCUCGCAAACUGCAAAACAUGAACCGUCACUGGAAUCAAGAUCGAGUUUUUCAAGAAACUAGGAAGACUGUAGGCGCUGUACUACAGGUUAUUACCUUCCAAGAAUUCCUUCCAACACUAAUUGGACCAUUUCACUCUCGUUUGGUACCACCGUAUGUGAAGUACGAUCCAACUGUGAAUCCCGGUGUUCUGAACGAAUUCGCCGCUGCCGCUUAUCGGUUUCAUGGAAUGAUUCAAGAAUCUUAUCCCUUGCUUGGACCCAAUUUCGAAUCUAGAGGACAGUUUCCGGUUUUGCAAUGGGUGAACAGAAUCGAAGUGUUACUGUCAGCAAUGGAUCCUCUCUAUCGAGGACUCAUCGCGACUCCUGCCCGAAGUCCGCAACGAAUCACAACAUCCAUAACGGAGCGCCUUUUCGGUAGCAGUGAUAUGGCCACCGUGAAUAUCCAGCGAGGGCGAGACCAUGGCCUCCGACCGUACAAUGACUACCGUAGGCUGUGCCAGCUUAAGCCAAUUACAAGCUUUGAUGAGUGGCCAGACCUAACCAUGAAAAAAGUCACUGAACGAGUAGCUCAGCUCUACCCAUCGCCGAAUGAUCUUGAUUUAUAUGUGGGAGGAAUAAUCGAGGAGCCGAUUGAUGGCAGUUUUGUCGGCCCAACAUUCGCUUGCAUCAUCGCUGAGCAGUUCGUACGUCUUCGCGACGGUGACAGGUUUGGUAUUCGAUAUCGAUAUGUAUCGAUAACUGCUUUUGAAAACAUCGGAAAUAGAUAA